Messenger RNA from Durusdinium trenchii, 1578 nucleotides. Lineage: Eukaryota; Dinophyceae; Suessiales; Symbiodiniaceae. The record is from the annotation of a GenBank genome assembly.
GCAAAAUCUGUUUUUGAACCAAAACACUUGCCUGGCCUUUUCAUGGCUUGUGCACCUCGGCUUUUGCAGGUGGUACCUAGAAGAUGCAACCUCACUGGUGCAGCCAGGCCAGUUACGACCUUGUGGCAACGUGUUCCGCAUCGUCGCGCUUGUGCAUCUACCAGUGCAGAACGAAUCCCUAGUGUGGCCAGCAGAGGCAAACCUGUCAGAUGGGACUUUGUCAAAUGCCAACCUGUUUUCGAUAAGUACGUGGAAUUCAACUUCACCGAGGAGGACAAACGACGAUUUGUUGGCGAACGGGCCAAGUUUUCGGCAGAUACACGCUUGCUCAAUGUGCCACCACAUGUCCAAUCACCAGCAGAGAUGGAUUGGCGGGAGACCUACGAGGCACUUGUAACGAUAGCACGCCUCGAUGACCAUAUCUCAGGAUACUUCCAAGAGCUCAUUUAUGGCCGGGUGGAGGACAAAGACCUCAUGGGCCGUUUUGGCAUCUCUCUUUUGGAAGGAAAGACGCUGGAGAAGCCGCUUCACAACACGAAAGCUGUACCGAGAGAGGGCGCGUACUUCGCCAUGCUGCAACAGACCUAUUGGUUGAGCUUGCACGUGUGGCUCGUCCAUUCCAAGCAGCACAUGAUUCAGGAAAAUGAAGGGAUCUUUGGCAGUGCGAUUUGUGCGCUCAUUACGAGAAGAGUCUUUGAAUGGGCCUGGGUCAUUGUUCGGCUUUGGCUGAAGCAGGAGGAUGUGCCUGCUAUGAGCAUUGGAACCGAACUCGAGCACUUUAUGGAGUAUGUGUUUGGCUUUUGUGCAGCUUUAGAUGAGGCCUUCUUGCAAGAGGCCUCCCAUGGAUCUGCAAAAGCUGUACAAAGAAAGGACAAUGAGCUUGAAGAGGGUCAGGUUGGCCUGCUUCCUUGCGUCAAGCAAGUCCUUUGGUCGAAUGUGUUUUUUGGAGCUUGUGCCCAUGACCAUUUGCAGUUAGAGGAGCUUGCAGCAAGCUUGGCAUGCAUUGGUGCUCGAACUGUCACAUGCAGCAUGAACAAUGAUCAAAUGAUGCUACAUAAUCAGGAAAGAGAAGAUCCAACAACGGAAGUAUUUGGCUUGAACUUCAUCUUUCCUUUCCUUUUUUGGUUUUGAUUGGUGUUUUGUCUCAAAACCCCUUUGUUUGCAAACAGAAACUUGGUGUAACCAGAGAGCUUUUGGAGGUGAACUUUGCAGGGUCGGUCAGGUGUACUUGAUUCGCCAGCGGAUUGCCCUGGAAGCACUCCCGCGUACAGCGUUCUUCACUCGAAGGAGACCCGCUCACUGGUAGAAGUGGAAAGAAGGGCUGCAGUGACUUGAAAACAAAUCUAUUUGGAAACAAACUGUUUGCGAGGAUGACUUGGGCCGACUUUCCAGUGAGAGAAUGAUCCUGUGCAUCAAAUGCCAUGUCCAAGUGCUCCUCAAUAGAUUCUUUUCUUCAUCAAAUUCAAAGGAGAGCAACAUUUUUUGCGCCCUCAAAGUCAUGGGCUGCAAAUGACUUCAUUGAAUUUAUGGAAGCUUUGUGGAUUGACGAUCCAAGGGGACAGGAUAUGGACAGGAUAG